AUGUCCCGCAACGCUGACUCUGCCCACCGUCGUUCUUCUUCGGCUGUUUCUUCGGUCGAUGAGGCUGUCUCCAACGAUGGCACUGUAACCGAGUCCCCAGCAUCUGCCAGCACUGUCCCUACUGCCAGAUUGACUCCUUUCAUCGUGNCCAAUCUGCGCGAGCCUCUCCGUGCUGAUGGUGUUGACAUGAACGAACUUCACGCCAUGGAGGCCGACAUGAUGUUUGCCGAAUACUACUACCAUUUCGACCCAGCUGACGGUCCAUUCCCUCCCUCCAAUACUGCUGCCGCCAUCCGAGCCGCCGGCUUCGAGUGCGAAGACGCUCGCUUGGAAGAGUAUCAGUACAGUCAUCUGCCUGACGAAGAGAGCGACAACGAGGAAAACAACGAACGUAUCAUGGCUACUUACGACAUACCUCUCGUGCCUCUCAUGCCUCGCUAUCCAGGCUCCAUGUCCAAUCAUGACUUCAUGGCUGCAACCUUUGACAGACCUUUUCGUCCAGGCACCUUUGCAGGCAUGGCCAUCCGCAACGCCAACCAACCCGUGUUGGCUCCUCCCAUCAUGCGCACUGGCCCUCGAUUCUCUGCCGCUACCAUCGCUGAGAUGAGGAGCAACGCCCAUGCCAGGGCCGCUUCUUCUUCGCCUACUAUCCCACCAAACAACACGGACGACAGCAUCGCAGCUUUGGUUCGUACCAUCCAGGACCGACCUGCCUCUGCCUCUGCUGUUGCCCUGUCUCGUGAGGNNGUUGGAGAAGGCUCGUCGGCAGCUGACACUGAUGUCGCUGCGGAGUCGCCCAUCUUCCCAGCCAAUUGGGUCACCCACACGACCACUUCAGAGAUGCUCUCUCUGCCGCAGCCUGCUACACCCAGAAGAACCUUGCGCAGACACAAUGUCCACUACACCACCUCACCGGUCCCCAACCAGUACACAGAGGAGGAUGGUGAUGAUGCUUAA
Molecule: messenger RNA, 957 nt
Organism: Aureobasidium musti
Lineage: Eukaryota; Fungi; Ascomycota; Dothideomycetes; Dothideales; Saccotheciaceae
Source: the annotation of a GenBank genome assembly